This is a messenger RNA of Porites lobata, 13615 nucleotides long. The record is from the annotation of a GenBank genome assembly. NCBI's taxonomy places the organism in Eukaryota, Metazoa, Cnidaria, Anthozoa, Scleractinia, Poritidae.
GUGACUCUUAUCAUGAUCAGACGCUCAGUGUUUCUCGGCUGUGAGUAUCGCAAGAGAACUACGUAGUUGUAUUGCGAUAUUUCACUCGGCCUUGUUUGUGUGAUGGUGUCGAGGGUGAAAUUGCUGCAAGUGCUGUCCCUUAGUCAAAUUGUCCUUGGAAUUGUUGCCCUCUUCACAGGGAUAUCUUCUGUGAAUGUCACGAGCUACUACAACGGAACGUUCGGAAUGGGAAUAUGGCUCGGUGUUUGGGUAUGUAACGAUCUGUAACCAUGUCAUAGUUUCGAUUAUCAACAAAGCUGGCUAACAUGCUGUGAUGUAUAAUGACCUUCACGCAAAAUUAAGGUUAACUGCUCACCAUUACGUUAAAACAACAAGAAGUAAGAGCACAUGAGUUCAGAGUUAUGAGAAAAGACUCUCAUAACAAAGGCCUUGUGGAAAGUAUUUUUCUCCGACUAAAACUAAUUGAUGUUUUCUUUCGACAGGCCUAGAAGCUAGAAAAUUCGAUUUUAACUAUUUGUAACAAAAACUGAAAACAGAUUAUUGGGGACAUAAACGAUAUAAGAAAGAGUUGUAUAUUGCCUUCUGAUUAAGACGAGCUACAGCUUUAUCGACUUAAUCUUGAUCUCGUCUAUCUUAAACCUAAACCCUUAGUAAAAGGGGUUACAUCACGCUAUUUGCUGUCUUUUAACCUCUUAAAUCCCAAUAUCCACAUACAAAUUCUCUAAACUGGUCUCUAUACAUUUUUACAAAGAAUACGUUGAGAGAAUUUGAUAAAAGAUCAGAGCAUUUCACCUAAGGUGUUUAUUUUAAUAAUUCUCACAAACUUUUUCUUGAUUGUAUAUUGAUAUUGUUAGGGAGAAAAUUGAUGUUUGUCAAUCUUAAACUUGACCUCGCAUCAAAUAUUGAAUCAGUUCCAAAAAUAAUAGUCCAGUUUUGUUUUCUCGGACUAUAUUAGGCAUUAAAACUGUUUUCUGUCGUCCGUUGCAACGUGGCAAGGCCUAAAGGAUGGACAUGGAUUGAAACUUGAAAAAGUUGGGCUAACUUUUUCAAUGAGUUUUAAUGCUGUGUCCACAAAAAUCGCCAAGAAAUUAUUAUGGUUAGUGCUCCCUGAUGAAAUUUGAUUGAUGUCUUUUCCAUAAUUCUACCAUUUUAAGAAUAGGGAGCUUAAGCAACCACGACAACGACGUCAAGAAAACAAUAGGUUUAACGAUCAAAACAACAGCUCUGCAAGUGCAUCACCCUUUUUAGUACAUUUCUUUGUCGUCCACUGCACGACUACGACGUGAAACCUCCUAAUUUGACGUUUUAUGGAGGACGUGGACAUACUACGACGAAUUUCCCUUCAUCUUUUUGAGCCUGAAUAAAAUCCUUAAAAAUUCAACUCCUAGAAAAGUCGCCUGCAUUUGACAUAUUGAACGGAUCCAAAUAGAUGCGAUUAAGUUUGAAAGAACGCAAAUUCACUUUUUUACCGACGUUUUCACUGCCUUUGUCGUCGUCUUUGCUUAAGGUCCCUAAUGAUACAGCCGGGGCAUUGAAUGUGCAAAUGAAGUCUGUUGUAAAAAUGGUCUCCUGUUGGUCUCCUAAUUCACAGGCGGUUUAUAUUCUAUAUUUAAUAUUAAAGACAAAAUGGACAAUAGUGCCAACUAAAUAGCCACGUGACUAGGCUAGAGUGUAAUCAUUUCAUGGAUGAGAUGAUUUCGAUGGCUUAUUUGUAGGGACAACAGAAAGCAAAUACUUUAGCAAAAAAAAAUCUUAAGUCAAACCCCGUUAAUACCGACACUGCCGGAGGGCCGGGGCUAUAGGAAGUGUCCAUAUAUACGGUCAAGCCCCGCAUUACGAAGAUCCGCUUAAUAUAUACGGACACUUCCUUAUUGGGAAUUGAACAUUUUAUGGAAUUUGCGCAUUAUAAAUGUUUUAUUAUUAUUAUUAUUAUUAUUAUUAUUGUCUCUAUUAUCACAGUCUUUGCUGGUGUUCUUUUUGUGCAUCAGCCUGGCGCAAACCAUGCACCUAGAGCGUCAGUCACUCAAGUCAAUCAUUCUGUUCAUACACUGAGCACCUUUCUGAGGAUUCGUGCAGAUCCCAGCAUGCAGAUCUUUUGAAUCUCUGUCAUAUUAGCUCUUUCUGAUACUUUCUUGAUGUUUUCUACCAUACCCUUCUUCACUGCACCAAGCGCACCAACAACCACAGGGAUCACUACUGUUUUCAUAUGCCACAUUCUCUGUAUUUCUAGUUCUAGGUCUUUGUACUUGCAUUUUUUUUCAGUUUCCUUCAGUGCGAUGUUUCUAUCUGAUGGAACAGUCAUAUCAAUAAGUUUGCAGGUGGAAUUCACUGAAUCUUUAACGAUGAUAUCUGGUCUGUUCGCUGUUAUAGUUCUAUCAGUAUUGACUGGCAUAUCCCACAUGAUGGUGAUGUUGUUAUCUUUAUUGUGUAUCACGGUCUCUGGUUCGUGUUCGUACCAUUUGUCUGUAAUCUCUAUAUCAUGAUCUUUACAUAUGCUCCAAUUAUUAUUAUUAUUAUUAUUAUUAUUAUUAUUAUUAUUAUUAUUAUUAUUAUUAUUAUUAUUAUUACGGAUAGUUUGCUUUGAGUCCCUGGGGAAAAAAGCUGUUACAUUUUCUCUAAAUUCAACCCGCUUAAUACUGACAUCCCACUUAUACGGAGACUUUCUAUAGUCUCUUCGGUGUCCGCAUAAACGGGGUGUCCGUAUUAAGCGGGUUGAAUUAAGAGAAAAUGUAAGGGCUUUCUUUUCCCAGGGACAAAGCAAACUGUCGUUAAUAAUGAGGUGUUUGUAAAGCGGGGUUUUACUGUACUGUAUAUAAAAGGUUAGGGAUUGGACGUCCGGGCGGAACCUCCGGAUUGAGCACCUUACCCACCCCCCCCCCCCCCCCCCCACCCCGACAAUAUAUGUCUACUUUAUGAGCUAUUUUUAGCUAUAAAGUGGAAAUACUUUGUUUGCCAUCUUUUCAAAACAUUCCACUGUUAUCCUGCUGCUAGGUGGCUGUUAAAUGAAUGCUUGGAAUGUAAUAAAAUUACCUAUGAAAUGGAACUCGAGAGAUUAACAUACUUCCGCGUCUGGUGAAUGGGGCUGAAUGGAGGAUGACCGGAUAAAAUACACAAGGAUUGCUUAAUGAUAGGUUUGACCGUACCGCGGCCAUGGAAAUGCGAACGCCAGGGAGCAAAAGUGAGCCAUUCUUACCGAAGUUUGGGAAUUAGUCAGGCACGAAAUGAGCUCUUUACAACAGAUAAAUCAUUCCAUUUAACUCUGCUGGAUACUAGCCAAGUUUGGCCCUUUCAUGCUGAAGAUUGACAACAGCGAUAAGGGAAGUUGAAAGGGCACGGUAAAAACAGACGUUUUUUGUUUUUUUCUUUUAAUUUUUUUUUUAAAUGAACACUAGUGAGCAGCACAAAGCACUAGGGAAGAGGGAAAACCCCCGAAAAGUUUUUUUUUCGUGGCCUUUCAGCGCAUAUUUUGAUAGACUUUGUGAAAAUUAUCGAACUUUUGCAUUGCACAGUAUUUUCCAAUUUUUUAUAACAGUGGUAAGGGAAAUUAACUGUGAGGUUCAAGUGAACUACUCUGUUGAGUAAAUAGGAAUGUGUCAACUAAUUACCACGGUCACUGCUUCACUGCUUCACCAUGCAUGGAAUAGGGCGGAUUGGGGCCCGUUUCCCAGUCAAAAGUCCUGAUGAUAAACGGGUCCAAACACUGUUGUUUGUACUCAAGACCGAGAUUUCAAAAGUUUUGCUGAUACACUUUAUAGUUAGCAAAAAGUCAAGUUAACAAACUGGACUGGUUUGUUAACUAGGCGCGCUUUGGUUCUUUAGAUUUUGAUUUGAAUAUCAAACUUUGGUUUUGGGGCCGAAAAGUUACCGAGACUUUCAAGAAAUGACCCCCUGGUGUGCACACCAACAAAAGCAACAACAAGCUUUAUUUGCAUGACUGUAACAAAAUGUUACAAUGUUGCAAAAGGAACUUAAAAUUUAUUAUCAAUUCGUUAAUAAGACCUCUAGCUUGGCGUGACAUAAUCCGUGAGCUAGUACCUCUGUCUACAGGAAUACGGUAAAGGUUUAUCAAGCCAUUUAAAACACUCUUCUAAAACUUUUCAAAAUACAUCAAAAUAGAUAAUUUUUUAUUACUUUGUGUUCUGUGUGGUACCGUUGCGAUUACGAUGACGCCCAUGAUUACAUAAUGAUGCUUUAAAAUGAAUCAAGUUCUCCAUACCCCUAGAAAACUCGAGCGGGAUUAACGUUAUGCCGCCUCUGAAACCCUCCGGCCCUCCUCUAAACGAAAGAAUAUGAUUUCAUACUCAAGUUCUGGCUCUUUAGCAGAAAGCACUUAACCAAUUUUAGACCAAAAAACGCUCAAAAUCAUACCUUACGUAACAUAUUAAAAUAAGAGAAUACCCCCUGGCCAGGACGGGCUGGAAAACAAUGAAGCAUUCCUGUUCAAAUAUGAAUUGUCUUUUAAUCGUACUACUCUCUCAGUGUUUUUCGAUAUCCAACCUUGCUUGUGUGAUGGCGACGAAGGUGACAUUGUUGCAAGUGCUCUGCUUUAGCCACGUUUUCCUUGGAUUUUGUGCCAUAUUUACAGGGAUAUCUGCGGUAAAUGUCACGGAUUACUAUAGUGGAGUGUUUGCAAUGGGCAUAUGGCUGGGUGUUUGGGUAUGUAACCAUACAUGUUAUAGCAGUUACGAUUAUCAUUCAGUAGUAUGAUCAUCACCCAGAUAGUUUCUAAGCUUUAGUGUAAAGGUUUGCUAUCUUGGCUGCUAAUCAGUGUUUGCUUUGAAAAGGCAUCGGAGUAUCAGUCUCAAACAGCAGCCAGUCUACCCGACUAUCUGAUAGCAUGAUAGGCCUUGUCGAGUCUAUUUUUCCCACACUGACUUUAUGAUCCUUAAGAGAUGUCAUGCAUUUUUUAAAAUAUUUGAAUCAACUGUUCCAAGAUAUAAUUUGAUUUCUAACAACUGGUAAACAGCUUCUCCAAGAAGGGUUACAUCACUGAAAAAAAUUGCUUUCCCCAAGGUGUCGUCAGAAUGACGUCAAAAAGAGUUUUCGAUCUCACUUUCUCCUUUGUUUAAAAUUUUGGCUACUUUACUUUCUUCACUGGUCGUCGUCUUACCUUUAUUACUUUCUCGUCAAGCAAAGACGUUGCGACCCUGGCCGUGAGGGUGCACAAAGAAAAAGGAAGAGAGUAGCACUUCCAAAUGCAAAAUUAUGAGAUCGUGUCCGCAAGCCUUUUAUUUAGGAGUCGUUGCACGAUUGUUUAAUUUGCGAUCACAACUGCCGCUGAGGCGAUAAUCUUUACUUAUUAUCUUAUUUUACAUUCGCAGGGAUGUGAUAUAUAUCCAUCUUUAAGAAAAAGGUCCCCUUGAUCAGACAUUUUAACUAUAAAUAUUUAGAAAACCUAAUCCGAGAGGUUGCUGAAUUACGCCUUUUUCCUAUCAGGCAGUUGGUCUUAAGGUUUUGCAGACUAAAAUACGCCCUUCUCUCUUUACACUGUCAAAUUCUUUCAGCCUUUGGUGGAGGUCAAUUCUUAAGUUGUGCUGGCUGCUGUUAGGGUUUCUGUUUUGUUUUGUUUUUGUUUUUGUUUUUGUUUUUUGUUUUUUAUUUUUUCAUAUUUUUACUUAUGGUUUACAAUAGUUAACUAUGGUUUAUUUUUUAAUACAGCGGCUUUCUGUGGUGUUCCGGAUUGUUUCGCCGGAGCUUCGCUGUUCCGGGCGUAACACUGUAACAACAACAACUACUCUGCACGUGCAUCACAAUUUUAGGGCAUUUCUUUCCCUCCGCGCACGUGUGUACCACGUGAAGUUUCCAAAUCGAACCAUCUGUGACGAAAAAUCUGUACAUUUGAAAACUUCACGUGAUAGGCACGACAAGAAGACGGAAAGAUUCACGUGAUUCACGUGCAGAGUUGUUGUUGCUGCUUUUUUUUUCGUGUGUGUCACGUGUGCUAGUAAAAACGGCUUGUCCAAAGACCCGGAACACCCAAACACCCGGAACCACUCCAAAAAAACCACGAUAAUAAGCCAUAGCUAAUAAGUAAAAUAACAGACUAACAGAAACCCUAACAGCAACAAAACAGAGCAAUGUAAAAGAAUGUAGGAUAAUCGUACGUACGCUUGUCAGUGUAGCCUCUAAGCCAACUGAUCUAACCUACUCUUUAAAAUAAUUGUUUGUUGCUGUUGUUGUUGUUUUGUUUAGUUUAGUUAAGUUUUUUUUACUUAUUUCUGCAGAGUCAAAACCAUCACUGUUUGGAUGACUCUUUUAUUGCCACUAUCGUCCCAAAUGUUGCACGAUAAAUUGCCAUUAGGGGGUGCAUUGGAAAAUAAUGAAUCCUGACAAACAGGGCUGUUUCUCUCUCCUCCAGGAAGAGGUUCUCGCUGGGUAUCUUAAUAAAAAUCUUCCCAUCGAGCCCCGCGAGCUUUCUUUUUCUUUCUCACCAGCCUCCCUACAACUCAAAGAGGCCUCCGGUGCGGAGGAGAGAGGGGCUGUUUUGGGGUCGGCUCAUUUCAAAACACAAAAACAGUGUUUUAAAAUAGAAACACAACUGGAGAACUCUACAUGUUUCAUUCAAAGUUCGUCCUACUCUCCUGACAGCAUAAUUUAUAAAAAUGACAAAGAGAUAAAUUCCCCUGAAAGUGAAAGUCGGAAACAAAGGAAGGAACGCCUGAUGGCAGGUUUUUAUUUAAUUGGUGGAUUUGCAUCAGGAAUGCAGCCUUCGAUAAACGGGGAGGACUGGGUUCCUCAAACUCGAAUAUUAGUUCCGCAGUUGCUUCAACGCCUGCUUCAACACGUACUAUUUUUAAAGCAACAUGGUGAUUGUACCAUCGUCAUCCGAAGUGUGUCGUGGUUUUGAAUUUACUCGCAAUAUCUGGCUUUUCUUGCAUAGACAUACUCCAUGUGGAUUUUUGUGAGUAGUUCAGAUGGCUACAAGUGCGAAAACGCUAAGAGUUCUCUCGCCCUGUCAUGUUAUUCUUGGCAUUCUCGCCAUUGUGAUAGGAAUUGCUUCGAUGAAUGUCACGGAGUACUACAUUGGAGUCUUCGGAAUGGGAAUUUGGCUUGGCGCUUGGGUAUGUAAGCUUAUAAAGCGCUACAAACGUCCAUAACAAUGCUAUGGAGCUCGUUUGACGGCAAUGGCUUUAGAUUUCUGUGUGUCGACCUCCAAGUUGGAGACUAUGUUUCCAUCAUGAUGCUUCCUAUUAAGCAUAUGUUUGAUCUGAAAAUUAUUCAUGCAUAUGUGAGUCAUCUGAUUGUGCUAAGUCAGAAUCAUAAAGACGAUCUCAUAGUUGUUAUUUAGGCACGGACUCUACAGCUUGUGCGUAUUUUUAGCUUCUCUUUCCGGUUAUUUAAAUAUAAGCUUACAAAGCACUUUGAUCAUCUUUCGACACGAAUUAAGCUUGAUCUUUUGAUAUAAAUUUAUCCAAAACUCCAUAUUUUGUUCCGUGAUUCAGCAGUGUUUUUGUUUUUGUUAAAUUCACGUUUGGCUGGAAGCAUUCUCAAAAAUUAGCCUUGAAUGUCACCCACAGAGAACACAAUGUUACAGCUAUAGCUUCUUUUGUUUUUGAACAGCUCUAGUUUUUGUUUGAAAAGAUAUAGUUGCGCUUUUUAUUACGUAAGGCCUUUGAAAAUAUGUGUAAAUAUGUGCUUAUCUUUAGUUGAUGUCAAGUUCAGUUUUGAAUCCUUCUAUUAUUCAGCCACAAAUACUUGAUUUUGAGGUAACGCCAUGCCAAAUUGGAAACAAAAACAAUAAUUUAACUUAUAAUUAUGCAUGUUACGUCAAACCCUUCAGUUCUUUUCAGUCACGUAGAACAUUUAACCCAAUAUUUUGCAAAACUGUUACAAUAUUUCCCCUAACAGGUUGAGCUGUCUACUUGUAGCAUUCCUCUCUUACAUUCAUGACAGUAAAGGUGCAAUUUCACAAUGUUAGCUGGUGAUCAGUUAGAGGAACUUGCUGGCUUGGAAUUUUUUAAAUUCAUUUACAGUGAGGUUCAUAUUUAUCGUGAAUAAUUUAUAAAUAUUUUUGAGCCACCAAAAAAUAUAUACAUAAAAUGUACACUGUUUACGUGUUUUUUUUUCAGUAUUACUUUGUCUUUUUUGUUAUGUUUUCUGUAACUUAAUUCAGUUGAGUUCACCUCGCAGAACUUUCAGAACAAAGCGUACUGACAGUUUAUGUAAUUUUUUAAAAGCAGUGCCCAGAACUGCAAGUUUUCUCACGAUCCUAUCUACAACUUGUCACAAGGUCAAACUUUACAGUCUUCGUGAAUGAACAUCAUAUACAAACAAUACAAUAUCUCCACUGGUUUGCAUGAUAAUUAACUCAAAUAUUUUCAUGCGAGUUAAGCUGUUUGGUGAAGCAUUAAUGCCAAACUCUAUAAAUUACAGGUUCAUUAAUUUCUUAUAAUUGCAGUUAAAAUUUGAAAAUGUUCUUCAAAGUGAAGUGACUGCAACUGGUUGCCAUGGAAUUGCAGUAUUAAUAUCUUAAACAAAUAAAUGGGAUUUAGGUGUAUAUUAGCUUGUUAUGUGCAGUUUUGACCUAGUAUGACUGCAGUCUAUAUUAUGUAAUUUUCUAUUGACGUCACAGUAUUACUCAAGGUUGACCACAAAAACCAAAACAAUAGUUUAUUUAUUUAUUUAUUUUAAAUCAAUGUGUUGUUGUUUUCUUUAUUUUGCAUGCCCAUGUUAAGAGAAUCAUCAAUGUUAAUGAAAAGCAGGUCAAGAAGUCAAGAUAUUGGCAUAUAUUACUUUUCUCAUCAAAUGUGGUUUGCCAUAAAAUAGAACUUAACAAAGCAAUGUAAUGUGCUCUCAUGUUACUUGAGGGUAAUGAUAAAUACACACUUUAAGGACAUGCUUUUCAUAAUUCAUUGAAAAUGUUGAGGAAAAUUCAGUUCAAAAAAUAUAGAAUUAAUUUGAUCAUCUUUGUGAAAAGUUUUUCAGAAAGCAAUUUUUCUGUAGAGGUUGUUUCAUAUUUACUGGCCUGCUUUUUCAAAGAAAUACACAAUGCAUGUUUCUAUGUGUAUGUAAGAACUGCAUCAAAUUUAGUACACUUUUUAUAUAAAGUACAGGAAAUGGUUCAAGUUUUGAACUUUUUGAUACUGCAAGUAUGGAAAUAAUUGGCUUUACUUCAGAAACAAUCCUUUGCAUCAGUGAUGCAAAUCAGCCUUAAUUAAUUGGGCAGUUUCCUUCCAUACUUUUUUGGGAUCAUGAGAUGCUCACUCUGUAUUGGAUUCUUUUUUGUGCUGGCACAAAAAUCAAUCCAGUAUUGUAGUGUGAAAACAUGCAGUGUGUUCUCCAUCUCUGCUUGCCUUCCUCCCUUCAAGCAGGAUUUAAGGUCAUCCACUAGAUUAGCCUUUGCUAAUUGGAUGAUUCCAACUCGCUCUCUACUUGAUGUUACUAUGAUUUUUAUUCCUUAUUUAAAUUGUAUUAAUUGUCCAUGUAAAUUUAAUUUGUAUUUUCAUAUUAAAGUAUGUUGAAUUGAGCAAGUUAAAUAAAUCAUCUAUCUAUCUGUCUAUCUAUCUAUCUUGUUUGUAUUUUUAUAUUUAUUACUUUUUUUCAGAUUCUUCUGACAGGUCUGGCUGGGAUGGCAAGUGCAGCGAAGCCAGGGAAUUAUUGCAGGGUAAAACAUUAAUUACACAUGACUGUAUAGAUUCAAGUAAUAUAUGGGCAGGCACUCAAGGCUUACAUGACUGUAUAGGAAGAUUGUAUCGUAAAUGAUUGAUUAAUUGCCUUGGCAGUGUGCAAAGAAAGUAGUGUCCGAUAGCCCGGGGCUAGUGGAUUUUGCUAUCGGGCUAGUGAAUUCUGUUUUUAACUUGACCGACGGGUAAGUGAUGUUUUAUGAGGAAUUUGAAUAACAGAAAAACAAAAAGUUUUGGGGGCUAGUUGAAGUGACAUCUGGGCUAGUAAAUGCUAGCUUCAGCUUGCCCGAAUGGCAAGCUGUAAAAAUGAUUUUCUUUGCACCCUGUGCCUUGGUGCUUAUUUCAUUUUCUCUGUUACGGGUGGGGCGCUUAUACAAGAGAGGCGCUUAUUUCAGCCACAGUUCAUGCCAUUUUGGAUAUUCACAUGGUAUCAGAUCGAUUUCUGUGCUGGCACAGAUAGUCUAAUUUACGAUGUAGUGUGAACAUCACAGCCUAAUUACUGUCAUGGCUUUGUGCGUCAAUAAGCAGGAAUAUUAUAAGAAGAAAAUGGAUCUGGUAGUGUAGGGGUCAUUUUGUUUUCUUUCCCCUGCUAGCACCAUUUAUCCACCUUAGCCCUGCAUACUCUUGUAAAUAUCAGGUCAAAUUUCACUGCAGAGCCCAAGAAGCUGGAACACUUUAGAUCUCCAGAAAAUUGACUGUUCAUGCAGUGGUCCACUUCAGGAAAAAACUUUAUACAUGUACAGUCUACUCUCUCUCACCUCUGUAAAGCAGACACUCAGAGAUGGUCCCUCCCUUUCUUUACUCCCUUUAUUUGACUCUCUGUAAGACGGACAUCUCUCUAAGACGGACACAUACUGCAGGUCCCCAAGGUGUCCGUCUCAGAAAGAGUUGACUGUACAUGCAGUCAAACCCUGCUUUACGGACACUCGCUUAAUACAGACACCUCGUUAUUAUCGACGCUUUUCUAUUCUUUUUCCCUGGGGAGAAAGCCCUUACAUUUUCUCUAAAUUCAACCUGCUUAAUAUAGACACACCUGUUAAUCUGUCCAACAGACACUUGUUUCUUGCUCCAAUCAACCUCACUAAUGCAAACACAUCAUCAUCAACUUUCUUUCUUGCCUUUCUGAAUGCAAAAUAAUCCUUCAGUUUACAGCAUUUCAAUGUUUCCAAUGCUACAAUACACCAGAUAGGAUGAUUUGUAGUUGUCAAUUUGAGACUAUUUUGCAUCCUUCAAGUUAUGCAGAGAAUGGUUUGGAUUAAGAAAUAUGUAGAUGAGGGAUUUUUUAGUGCUUCUGUGGAUUUAGUCUGCAGAAUAACAGCUUUGAGAAAGUUAUAGAGAUGUUUAAUUUGACGAGGCUAAUGUUCUCUUUCAUUGGAGCUUACUCAUGCAGGCCUUUUGGUAAAGCUUGUAAAACUUGUAAAUAAAUAAAGAAAGAAAUGAAUAAAAGUUGGAUGUAAAAACAAAAUACUGUAAGAUUGAUAAUGCAAGUUUUACCUCCACUCUUCACAGAUUGGCACAUUCCUGGGCUGCUGUGUGGUUGCCAUUGUUAUCCUAACGAUUUGCUCCAUUUUAAUCGGCACUGUGGUCUUGAAGCAUUUCCAGUUUGAGUCGUCUGUGACCCGUGAUUAUUACAAGGGCAAAGGUGUCUUUGGCAGAGAGAAUCAUGAGGAUUACUACAAACCAGACCAGUACUUUCUGGACAGAAACAAAGAAGGCAGGGUUGGAUUAGCCGUCUACAGUUGUCUGCUUGUCGUCAUCAUAGUCGACGUUCUGUUAAAUGCAGUGUCAGUGUAUGUUUGCCGUGAUCUUGCUUCCAGUAAUGGACAGGUAAUAUUAGCAGCUUACUCAUUGGGGAAAUAUAUUGUUAAUAGUUAGGAGAUACAUGUACUGUGUAUGUCACAAUUUCUAAAACACAUAGGAAUCUUAGAGUAAAUGUAACCUGAAAAAAUAGUUUAGUUCUAUUUGAAAUUACGCUGCUGCUAUACAUAAAUUGCAAGUGUAAGUCUUUGGCAUUCUAUGACCAGGAUGCCAGUGUUGACAAAAAAUAUAGAACUCACCAUGACAUAAACCCUUGAAUUGCCAAUUUACUAAAACUUUUACAAGUGCAAUUUACAAUUUAGUAUAUCUGUUGUUUUCAGACUCUAAAACAAUGGCUACACUCGUAAAUUGCACUUGUAAUUGACCCCUGGAUCUAAAUUUUUGGUAAAAAGUGAGUGCCAUGAGACACUUUUGUCUUGUGUAUUUAUUUGUAGCAUGGUGACCUGUGCUUGGACCUGUGUUCAGUACCAACAGGUCUAAAACAGUGUGGUUUUAGUUAUCUACAUUGUACAUGUACACCAUGAAAAAAGUUCGCAACAUAUCUGUUGUGGCUCAGUUUUAUCCUUGGUUUAAGUUUUAUUUCCGUUUGUUUGAAAGUCAUUAUCAUACAAUUUCCAUACCCCAAAACAAAGAAAAAUAAAAUUUAAACCAAGGAUAAAAUUUAACCACAACAUAUCCACCACUUGGUUAGAAGAGGUGUGGUCAUGAUUCUUAUAUAAACCCUGUUCAGUUUUCAGAUGAUUUUCUCCUAAAAUAUGCUGUCCUUUUUUUUACCAUGACUGUAGGCGACCAAUGCGGGACAAAACAAUCGCCGUACCAGGUCCGCAUCAUCAGGCCGAGGCCAUAUAAGUAGUGGCACAAUUCCUGUUGCGGAGCUUGGACUGACCAGGCAGACCUGGGCCGAGCUAGUGUUUCCAGGAACACCUGGGACGAUACAACCGAUUCAUUUGAUCCCGAACUCAGAUUUUCAAUUUUAUACUCCCUAUAAAUUGCCGGUAAGUUUUGUCAACUUGACCUAGGCCUCCCUCCCUUUUUUUCUUUUCUUUUAGCGUCAAAUUUGUCUCGUGAUUUUGGGUCAGUCAGUCGGUCAUGAUCAGAUGGGAAAAAAAGUUGUUGCAAGAAGUUUGGGAAUAGGAGACAUAGGAGGGACUUGAACUGUGGGAUUUGAGCUGUAGAAGAAAGUGUGUCGUUUUCUCAGUUAUUAAAGUUAAAAGUAGUAGUUAGUGAUACGUAAUCCUGUUACAAUGCUUGAAUUUUUCAGAUUAAAAGAAUCAAUUAGAACGUAUGUAAUAAUAACUACAUUGUUACUUUUUUGAGAAUGCCAAAAAUUAGUGUCGAUUGGACAACGCCGAAUGGAGGAAAAAAUGGGUGAUGGCCUUAACCCAAGAUCUGAGUAGUUAUUCUCAUUUUUGGCUGUUUUGCAUUUCAUUGUGCAUCAGUUGAGAGAAUUUGGAGUUAUAUCAAUAUGGCAUCCCUUAGCUGAUACAUUUUCCUAUUCUAACCCCCUAUGUGUUGAACAAUGUAUGGGAUGUAAAAAGGAGAAGUUAUAUGCCGAUCACUUCUGGGAGUUAAAGGGUUACACUUAAGAAAUAACAUGUUUUUCGGCAUUGUGCUUGCAAGUCAGCAUAAUUUUUGUUUGUUCGUUUUCUUCUAAGAAUUACGCUGAACUGUACCCUGAUGGACUCACUAAUCCCACAGUCACUCCGAAUGAGCAGGCGCUGGUAACUAAUGUCCCGGAUGAACCACCACCGGAAUACACCCCGACAGCAGAUGCUACGUCACUUCCUGCUUUCUCGUCAACGGAAUCACAGGAGCGUUCCGAGAUAACAGAGCCGGCUUUAUCGCAACAUACGGGAUCUUCCACCCCAGUUUUGUCGCUACAUCCGGGAGAUUUAGAAGCUCCGGUGUCAGUGGGCUCAACACCAUCGACAAGUUUAGACAAUAACACAACAAUUGUUCAAAUAAGUUCAUUGCCUCCUACUUCAGUAAUAACAGAUGUAUCCACGCGAGGUAGUCAAAUCUCUGAGGAUAGUCAUUCGUCAGGAUCGUUGCCAAAUUUGGUAGAAACGGAUGAAUCAGGGGACUUAGAUGGAACUUUAUCAGUUGAGUCACAAAACAGACAAAGUGAAGCUAUGAACUCUGAAAGAUCUUCUGAAGUGUCAGAAACAAGAUAG